Messenger RNA from Polyodon spathula (Mississippi paddlefish), 978 nucleotides. Its product is annotated as 39S ribosomal protein L42, mitochondrial-like. The coding region runs from base 37 to 471 and encodes 144 amino acids. Gene Ontology annotation, cellular component: mitochondrial large ribosomal subunit. The transcript is spliced from 5 exons. The record is from RefSeq and is a predicted model, not a curated record. Lineage: Eukaryota; Metazoa; Chordata; Actinopteri; Acipenseriformes; Polyodontidae.
UUUACUGGUGGAACCAGUUUCCCAUUCAUAGUAAGCAUGGCCGCACGACAAAUAUUUGGGUUAAACAGUAUAACCAGGAGUUUACUCAAGUUUGCGAAACAGAAUACAGUUCAAGGUAAAAACUUGAACUGCGUUCGUCUGAAAUCCACAGUCAGUGCCCUUCCAGGUGUUAACUGCAAAGUGGAACUUGCCUUGACCUCAGAUGGCAGAACAAUAGUAUGUUAUCACCCUCCAGCAGAAUUUCCUUAUGAACAUUCAAAGCCUAUCCCACGACCAGACCCUUUAGAAAAUCAUGAGGAAACACAUGAUCAGGUGCUGAAAGCUCAGUUGAAUGAAGAAGUGUUGCAGAACAAACAGGCACCCACUAUCGAAGAGCUCAGUAAAAUGUUCUAUACGACAAAACAUCGCUGGUAUCCAGUUGGACAGUAUCACAGAAGACGUAAAAAGACUGAUCCUCCCAAAGACAGAUAAUUUUGAACACUUGCAUUUUCCUAUUUAUGGUGGUUAUAUAUAUAUAUAUAUAUAUAUAUAUAUAUAUAUAUAUAUAUAUAUAUAUAUAUAUAUAUAUACUUUGUUGUAUUGGAAAUCAUCCUUUGUUCCUUUGCUUGAUUUUUUUCCUGUACAUGUAGCCAUUUCAUAAGCAGGAUGUUAUAGAUUCCUGGUGCAGUACCUUAUUGCUUCCUGUGCUUUGGGUCACAUUUUGUUUAUCAUUAGUGGAUUAAUCAAAUUUAUAACACAGGAAUAGAUUGUAAUCCAGGAAUCAACCACAACUUUUUAAUUUGCAUCAAGUAAAUAUAUUGUCAGUGCAAAUAAGAGGCAAGAAAUUGGCUUUAAAACCUUGGUUUUCACACCAAUGUUGUUAUUUCUUAAAUGGAGAUAAUAUAAGAUUAUGCCUAAGUGAAGCAGAAAUAAGUGUAUUUCUGUUUUUUUUUUUUUUCUUGGAUUAGACCCAGUUAAUAAAUUGACUAUUUAAAAACA